Molecule: messenger RNA, 3178 nt
Organism: Acomys russatus (golden spiny mouse)
Lineage: Eukaryota; Metazoa; Chordata; Mammalia; Rodentia; Muridae
Gene: Bahd1
Product: bromo adjacent homology domain containing 1
Exons: 7
Coding region: 169-2499 (776 amino acids)
Molecular function (GO): chromatin binding
Source: RefSeq, a predicted model, not a curated record
UCCGCCCGCCCGGCCCCGGCCCCCAGGAGGAGGCGCUGACGCAGCAGCGUGGAGCCCGGGAAUUGAGCGCCCCCGGGGGGUUCCAGCCGCCGGAUUCCAGCCCGGCCGGGGCCUGCGGGCGCCCAAAGCCGCGCCGUCUGCGCCGCUGGUCCCGGUUGCAGGGGUUCCAUGACACACACUCGGAGGAAGUCCCUUCCUAUGCUGAGUUCCGGCCCCACUGGCCGAGGGGAGCCCCUGCAGAUGGAAGACAGCAAUAUGGAUCAGGGGGCUGAAGAUGUGGAGCCAGGCGUGCCUGAGAGCCCUGGGCACCUCACAGGGCGUCGCAAGAACUACCCAUUGCGUAAACGUUCGCUGGUUCCAGAGAAGCCCAAAGCCUGCAAAGUGCUGCUGACUCGCCUGGAAAAUGUGGCUGGUCCACGGAGUGCAGAUGAAGCUGAUGAACUGCCCCCUGACCUGCCCAAGCCCCCUAGUCCGACCCCGUCCAGCGAGGACACUGGUCUUGUGCAGCCCCGCAAGCGGCGUCUCGCCUCCCUUAAUGCCGAGGCCCUCAAUAACCUGUUGCUGGAACGGGAGGACACCAGCAGCCUGGCAGGUGCCCGCCGAAGCCGAGGAGGGGACCCUCACCGUAACCGGGACCGAGCCACGGGGACCUGGUCUUUCUCUAAGAAGCGACCUCGGUUGGGAGAUCUUGGAGAAGGAAAUCGAGACCUGUCCCCAGAGCCAGCCCCAGAUGAAGGUGCCCGUCGAGAUGGAGACCCAGCUCCCAAGAGACUGGCUAGCCUAAACGCAGCUGCCUUCUUGAAACUCAGCCAGGAGCGGGAGCUGCCUCUUCGACCUUCUCGCGCCCAGGCAGAAGCAGAUGGGCGCUCCACCGAGCCCCUGGCACCCAAGAUCCCGCGACCAAAGUGGGCCAAGGUCAACAGCAAGAACUGUCCCAAGGCUCGGCAGGGGGCCGGCUCUGGGGAAGCUACAGGGACCCCCAGCUGGCAAGAGCAGCCCGAUGAGCCUUGGCCAUCUGCUGCUCCUCGUGGGUCACCCAUCCAGCCAUCUCACCAGGCCCCGGGCAAGGCUCUGGAGAACCCCUUGCGCCCCAACCUGCCUCUGCUGAUGGGUGGGCAGGCAGCCCUGAAGCCAGAGCCUGGGCGUCCAGGCGAGGAGUCACCUGCCCCAAAGCAGGAACUGCAUCAGCCUUCUUUCCCAGCACCUCAGCUGUCUCCGCUGCCGAUGCCCGGCAACCCAGCCGACUACAGCGGUCUGUGCGGAGGAGGCCCGGAGCUCACUGCACUGGGCAGCUUCUACCUGUACUGUGGUCAAGACGGGCCGCAGUGUGGAGGCUACUCCCCUUGCCCCAUGCUCCCAGAAGGCAAGCUGUCUCCAGUGGCAGCCCCCAGUGAGGGGCUGCUCAUGGCCCCGAGCUCAGUGCCCUCUGGUAUCCCUUUCCAGCACCCUCCUUGGAGCUCAUCUCGCUACUGCUCCAGUGAGGACACUGGAGCGAACGGCUACAGCAUCUGUGGGGUGUUGCCCCUGUCUCUCACCCGCAUUGGCACUACCUGUGGCGGCUGCCCCUAUAAAAUGCCUUUUACCGCAGAAGGCUGCAGGUCCCUCGGCCAGUUGGAAUUUCCUCUCCCGGAAGCUGGCCACCCAGCCUCACCUGCUCACCCCCUCCUGGGAUGCCCUGUGCCCAGUGUGCCACCUGCAGCAGAGCCCAUCCCCCAUCUUCAGACACCCACCUCAGAGCCCCAGACGGUAGCCCGGGCAUGCCCUCAGAGUGCCAAGCCUCCGAGCGGUUCCAAGUCAGGUCUACGCACAGGCUCCAGCUGUAGGCACACUGCAAGGAGCAAGACUGCCCGCAGGCCCAGCCACCCCAAGCAGCCACGUGCCCAGCGCCCACGUCCUCGCCGCCGCCGUCGCCGCCGCACCAAUGGCUGGGUCCCUGUAGGUGCCGCCUGUGAGAGGGCAGUGUAUGUGCUGGAUGAGCCGGAACCCGCCAUCCGAAAGAGUUACCAGGCAGUUGAGCGACAUGGAGAGACAAUCCGAGUCCGUGACACUGUCCUCCUCAAGUCAGGCCCAAGAAAGACGUCUACACCUUACGUGGCCAAGAUCUCUGCCCUCUGGGAGAACCCUGAGUCAGGGGAACUGAUGAUGAGCCUCCUAUGGUAUUACAGGCCUGAGCACUUACAGGGAGGGCGCAGCCCCAGCAUGCAUGAGCCUUUGCAGAAUGAAGUUUUUGCAUCGCGACAUCAGGACCAGAACAGUGUGGCCUGCAUCGAAGAGAAGUGCUAUGUGCUAACCUUUGCUGAGUACUGCAGAUUCUGUGCCAUGGCCAAGCGCCGAGGCGAGGGCCUUCCCAGCCGAAAGACAGCACUGGUGCCCCCAUCUGCAGACUACUCCACCCCACCCCACCGCACAGUGCCGGAGGACACGGACCCUGAGCUGGUGUUCCUUUGCCGCCAUGUCUAUGACUUCCGCCAUGGCCGCAUCCUCAAGAACCCCCAGUAGCCUCUUCACGCCCACACUGGGGCUGCCUUCGGGAGAGUGGGGCCUGGGGCGGGGGUCACUGCUUGAAGCACAGCACUUGGGUAAGGGGCCAUGGGUGGCUGGCCUGUGGUUCUCUGGGGGGAGGGUGGGCAGGGGCCCUGUGGAUUCUGGGCCCCAUGGGAGAAAAGGAAACCCAGAUGGGAGAAAGGCAAGCGAGCCCUCAGCUUGGCUUGGGGUGCCCAUCUGUGCACCCCAGGGUGGAGAUUCCCGAAGAUUCAGUCUUCCCUGAGGUUGGGCCAAGCCUGAGGGACAUGGGCCAAGGAAAGGCAGAGGCAAGUAGAAGGGAUAAAGUCCUUCCAGAACCAGGCCCUUUUCUAGCCUCCCCAGGCCUUUCGAGGGGAGCAGGAGCCAGCUUUACCUCACCCACUGUGACCCGCUGCUUCCCUGUCUGGCCUGGGCCAGGCUCUGCAGGUUCUAGCACAGCUCUGGCUUGCUGCAGUGAGCCAAGAGAGCCAAGCUUUUACUUCCUCUUCCUGGACUGGAUGGAGGCUUUUCCCUGCCUUUCUUCCUUCACCCCUGCAGUAGCCACUGGUGCUGGCACAAGUUGACCCUGCCUACCCAUGAGUGUCAGCCUCCUGUCAGCUUUCCAUUAAGGGCCACCCAGCAGGUCUGGCUUCCCAGAAUACUGGUCAACAUGAAG